Messenger RNA from Penicillium verrucosum, 540 nucleotides. RefSeq lists its product as uncharacterized. The record is from RefSeq and is a predicted model, not a curated record. The coding region runs from base 1 to 540 and encodes 179 amino acids. The transcript has 3 exons. Lineage: Eukaryota; Fungi; Ascomycota; Eurotiomycetes; Eurotiales; Aspergillaceae.
AUGGCCGAGACACGCUCUUCUCCCGAGGUCAUCGCAGCCUCGAUUCCUACCCUCGAUGUUCGAUGCGAAAAGAAGUUCGAGUAUUACGAUGUCUCACAAAUCACACAUAUUGUCGUCCAUCUGUCUGAUAAGGUAAUCAGGAACCUCAAGAACAUCACGAAUUCCGAUGCUGAUCCCUCCUCUGAGGAGGAUUGUUCGCAUCUCAUUGGAAAGAUGCUCUCCGUGACGUUCUUCGGCAACGAAAACCAGCUGGAAUGGCUAGAUACCGAGCGCGUCGGUAAACGCAGGUUUGUUGCUUUCACCAACACCGAAAAGAAAGAGAAGGGGGCUCAGAGUCUAAGCCCGAUGGGCGGAAAGUUGCAGGUGGUCGAGGUCAUGUUCAUGCGGACUAGCCCCCCGGGAUACACAAAAAAUCUUUUGGAGACCCGCCAGAGCAACAGUCCUCCAGCAGUGUAUGAUUUGGUUGAGAUGGUCCGGGUGCAUGUUAUGAGAGCCCGGUCGAACGUGGUUCCCCGGAAGAAGGGUCCGGCUUCAUCAUGA